AUGUCUAAGCUUCCUCCGCUCUCCCACUCUCCCUAGAGUGCGCUGCAGACAUUGAUUCAACCUGUCAUCUGACGCUUUGUUACAGAGUCGAUCUUGCGAGCGGUAUCUUGUCUGUGGUUCAUGUAGGCCACCUAACUGCGAUGUCGGACGCCGCGAGUAUGCAUGUAUGGACCACCCGGCUGUCGACAAAUGGACAAGUAUACGUUCCUGAGCUUCGAGAGCAGCGGUCGUCGCGGGCGACUCGGAUCAUUGACGACCCCAAACGACUGCUGUUCCUCUCUGUCCCACGCACAACGUCUGACGACGUUGAGGGCAUCAUUCGUCAAAGGGUAUCCGGUUUGAUAGUGCAUGGGCUAUCGUGGGACGGACAACGAUAUGCCUUUCUAGGGUUCACCGACAAACAUGUGACAGAAGGCACGCUAGUACUCUUCCGCGAAGACAGUGCUUGGACAGCGUCUCGGUUUCUGCAAGCACUGGGCAAUCUGAACACCGUCUAUACGAGGAGUGGCUACGGGAGAUUUGCAGUCUGUUUGGGAUUGUCGUUUGCUGUCACGACAGAUGUACUUGACGUUCCGAACGAGAGAGUGGCUGUGCUCGAUGACCUAUAUAGCCCGGACGGUUCUCUGUACACAAAGAGUUGCGGCAUCAUCCGAGACUCGGUCGCCAGGCGCAUCUGCGAGAAUGCUCGAAUACCUCCGGAUACCUCAGUUUUCCUCAUGCAACGUGGCGGCUGGACAGGGGAGUUCGUUCGGUAUCCAGAUGAUACCUUCUCAAGGUUGUGCUCUGCCGCACGUGGGCUUGCGGGGCAGGGCCCAAGCAUCGAAGACUGUUGGAUCGCUUGUCGGCGCUCCAUGUGUCUCCAUGACGGACAGAUUACCACGCUAGAGAUCCUGGGAUGUUCUCGUCGCACGGGACCCGCGCGGUUAACCGCCGAAACAAUUUUGAAGCUGUGUACGCUUGGGACGACAAUGAAGAUUGAACAGACAGUCGAAGAGCUACUUGAAGAUGAACUCAGCGCGAUAGCGAGUAUCCCUCGUGAUCUCGAACAAGCUACGCGUUGCGUGACGAAUGAGCUACAAGCGUUACCUACUGUCUUCAACAGCGAAUUACACUCCGUCCUCCUAGCGAAGCAUGAUCUCAAGGAGUGCUACGUCGAAUGGAUGCUCAAGAUAUUUCAGCAUCAGCAGUAUCAAAGCCUCCAACAGAAUCUGAGCGUCCACGUCGAGGAGUCAGCUCGCUUGUAUGGAGUCAUCGACGAGGAGGGGAUCCUCGGAGAAGACGAGGUCUUCGUCAAUCUAUCUGGGGGGAAAGGAGUUCUGUCAGGCCGCCGUCUGUUGGUCAUAAGAGAGUCGUCUCUUUCUAUUGCAGAUGUCUGGAACUUCAAGGCAGUGCGUUGCGAGCGCUUGAGACAUCUCACGAACUGCAUAGUCUUCUCGAGGAGGUCGAAACAUGCUGUUCUUCAAUCGGUCGCAGCAUUAGCUCCUGAUCAGCACCAGUACUUCGUGACCUGGAAUCCCAGCCUUGUCGUUCCCACUCAAACAAUCACGACUUCCUGCCAAUCUCGCAUGGGUAGCCGGUGGUGCGAUAUCAAGAUUGAGGGUUCGGCCAAAAUCGUGGGCAGCGCAGCGUUGGAUACCUUCAUGCUGCACAAGUUCGGCAUGCUCAAGGAGGAUAUGAUGAAGCGCUGGUAUGAAUAUGCGACACGAUCUGAGGCAUUGGCCCACGAUUCUCAAGCUCAAGCCUUGCAGCCGCUGAUUGACUGUACCCUUGACGGCCUGCACAGCUCAGCUUUCAUGCGGACGCUCCAAGAGGAAUUCAGCGCUGUACAGCAAGCCGACCGAGCGGGACAACGACAACUCCACUUCACUAAUCCCCUCGAUAAGUUGCGUGCGCGCAUACCGAAGUGCGAAACUCCGGCAAUCGUUGGCUAUGCAUUCGAUCCCAUCUUGGAUCUCAGAGAUCAUGACGAACACGCCUGGGAUGACUCCUACAGAGAGGCAACGGAUGUCUACUGUAGGUUCUGCCAAGAUCUCGAAGAAGCCUUGAAGCGAGAUGGGAUGGCUACCAGCGACGGCCACGGGGUCCUAACGCAUGGCAUCAGUACGUCGUACAGCCACGCUGAUGGUGUCUUUGCGAGCUAUCGUGGUCGAUACUUCGAAGGAGACUCGUCGUUCACCAAGCACAUCCAAUCGAUCCGGGCAUCCGCAUGGUACUACUUUGGAUACGCACAGAAGAAUCCUGCUUUUGCUUGGCUUGGCCUUGCAUAUCUGAACCGAAUCCGCAACGACCGGGUCACACAAGGCCCAUCAACGUCCAUCGGAGCAGCAUCCGGUGCUCUUGGGGGAACCACAUCGUCUACUUCCAGUGCCAGUUGUGUCUCGAGCACAGCUACUGUCGUUGGAAUGUCCCUUUCUCUCAAGGAGGCAGCAUCACGCGGUGCACGACGCGCUCAAGAAAAUCUGCGUUCUGUAGAGAAGAACCCCACCCCACGUUAUCCCGUCGCCUCAAAUCCGCCGCCAUGCGUCAACGCUCCUGAACACAAAUGGAGAAUGGGCCCCACAAAUGGAUUCGCACGACGUUACGACUGUGAGACCUGCGGUGUCAGAGUAAAGGAGCGUAAGGAAGGAGUAUAUUGGGUCGAGGAUGUCGUCACUUCGGCGAAGGCGGCCCAGGGUCCAAGACGAAUUGCCAAACUUCCUCGGCCUAUCAAAGUUGCAAACGCUGGACGUGAACCCGUGCAGCGCGGAGUGGAAGCUCCUUCGGUGAAGGGAGAGGAUAUCGACGAUAAGAAGGGCAUACUCAACCCGGCAGCGACAUCUGCACGCGCGAUUGGAACUAGCCCCAAGUCACUCAAGGAUAGCUCACAGCGCGAUGUCAAACCUGUCCCCAGCUCGACGGCGAGAGGACAGCCUUCCACUACUAACGGAUCUGACCUUGUCUGCAACAAUGCGAAGCCCUCUGCACCUGUCGCUGCACAUCCUGGCCUUGCAGAAUGCCGGUCGGAUCAGCAUCUAUGGCAUUGUCGCUGGGCUAAUGGGUAUGCGAGGCACUACAUUUGCAAGUGGUGUUCAAUUGUGGUGAAGGAACACAAGCGUAACGAUCGGUGGGUUGCUUACUGACGAUGAUGAGCGACAUCGAGAGUGCGAAGAUGGCUAUGUGAACCGUAUUCCUGUGUUGUUACAUGUUCCGAUCGUCCGGCCUGUACAUGUAGGAUGAAGCUGCUCCAUUAUCUGUGUUGUUGGUCCAACUUUUGCGCUGUACACGUACUGUAUGUACAAAUAGUUAGUCGUUCUGAGGCGAGAGGGCCGCAGAAGUUCCAGUCAGACUAUCUGUAUCAUGCCAGCCAGGUCACGUAUGUCUGCAACGACGUACGCGUUCGUGGGAUCACCACGGAGGCACG
Molecule: messenger RNA, 3400 nt
Organism: Rhodofomes roseus
Lineage: Eukaryota; Fungi; Basidiomycota; Agaricomycetes; Polyporales; Fomitopsidaceae
Product: RNA dependent RNA polymerase-domain-containing protein
Exons: 18
Coding region: 141-3119 (992 amino acids)
Biological process (GO): siRNA processing
Cellular component (GO): nuclear RNA-directed RNA polymerase complex
Molecular function (GO): RNA-directed RNA polymerase activity
Source: RefSeq, a predicted model, not a curated record